GAGGCGCUGCUUGGGGUAAAACUGUGUCUUUGUGCUCCCAAUAUUUGCCUCCAUGCCAGAAAUUGGCACCUAUGUUGAGGCCACUGGGAGCAACAUGUUGCUAUGGGGCACUGGUUAGGGAUCACUGAUCUACCAGCUGCUUCAGGAACCAUACAUAAUAGCCACGUACCCUACGCACAAUCACUUAUUCUCCAAUGAAACAUUCCCCAUUAUAUUUCUUAAAGUUAUAUUUCUAAAAACAUCAGAUAAAAAGCUCUAUCCUGUCCCUAUAUUGGAGAAAGUUUUUUUUAAAUUUCAUCCCGUUUCCUUUUUCAAUAGUAUAUUCCAUGCUGCCUGUUUGGGUGUGUGAUGCCAUGACAAUGGGGGGAGCAGCUUCCCCCCUCUGAUAAGGCCGUUGGUUGUAAUCAAACCACUACAGGGUUUCAGGGUUCUGUUUAACUGAUUCUCUGCUGUAACAGCCCAGUAAAAGUAAACAGCUGCCCUUUAUAUGAAAUGGUAUGUUCCAUGCUGCACAGUUACUGCUUAGCAGUGUAUCCUCGUGUAUGAUGACAUCACAAUGGGGAGGGAAGCUGUGAUGACAUCACAAUGCUUACACAGAGGCUUUACUUUCCCUUCUCAAAGUCUCAGGCAUUUGUUAGCUGGCAGGGUAGAGGGAGCUUGCUCCUAACACUUUGCCGUUCAACAAAUUUUUCUUGAUUUUUAAUCUUAUUUUCAAAGAAUUAUGAUUUUAUUCAUUUUUUUCUUAAUUAAAUGCUUUUUAGCUAUUCUUUUUGGAUUUUUCUUAGAUAACAAGAAUAUGGCCAUAUACAGUGCUUUGACCGGGCUGAUUUUUCUUUUUUUUUGGCUUAAGAAAUCGCCCAAUUGGCAAAAUGCACGUAAUCACCUAAAAUCAGUACUACCAAUUACACUGUGCACCUUGGCCGUACUGUAUGGAUAUUUCCAGGAAAGAAGGAUUGUGGUCACGCCCAUCUACAAUGUUUUUACUGGGCUGAUGGUAAUUUAUUAUUGGCGAAAGAAGUUGUUCCAUUACCAAAAAGCGCGUAAUCGCCAAAACUCAGUGAUACUGGCGAUAAUAUGCUCUUUAGCCAUACUUUACGGAUAUUUCCAAGAGAGAAAUAAUGUGGUCAUGCCCAUGUACAAUGCUUUUGCUGGGCUGACUGUCCUUUUUUAUUGGCUAAAGAAAUUGCAGAAGUUACAAAUUGAUCGUAAUUUCCCGAUUCCUGCAAUAGAUGUAGACAAACUAAAGGAAGGAAAGAAGGAAUUCAUUUACAGUGAGAGCAGUUUCUUGAACACGCUCAUCAGUGACAUCUGGCAACAAAUUGUGCAUUUCGCUAAUCACACCAUUAAACAUGAUUUUGAGAAAUUCGUGCACAAAAUUGUCCCAGGGCUCUCAUGUUUAAGAAUAAACCAUGUCGACCUCGGCAAGAAGGCUCCGAAAAUAACCGGGUUGGCACUGGAAUGGACGAAGGACAGAAAGCGCCUCUCCAUUGAUGUAAUGAUAGAAUUUAAUGGAGAUAUCUCGAUCAGAGCAUCACUCACAAAGAAACUGCUCAGAUUCGGAGUGAACGGAGUUAUGUUCAAGGGAAGAAUCCGAGUGUAUCUAGAACCAAUCCUGGACAAACCGCCGUUUAUUGGCGCAGCCACUAUUUACUUCCCUGAAAAACCGGAACUUUGUCUUAAAUUCACAGGCCAUACAAGACUGGCCAAUCCCACUAUGAUAAACACGUUCGUACACAAAAAGAUCCUAGAGGCAAUGGGAAUGCUUCUGAUUAAGCCAAAGGCUUUGUGCAUCCCAUUAGACCUGACUUAUAAAACGGAAGAGCUGAACUAUACAAGGACAAUGAAUAUAUUCCGUAUUUAUGUACUGGAAGCUGAGGGUUUUAGAUCUGAAGACUUCCGGACAGAAACCCUCAGUUCUUAUGUUGCCGUAAGCAGUGCCAAGCAAGAGGCAAGAACAAGUGUGGCCAACAACAGCCUUAAUCCAACAUGGCACCAGGCAUUUGAGAUGGCAUUUAAUGACAUCCCAGAGCAAGAGAUUGAAUUCCGGCUCUUUAAUGACAGACUUCUUAAGGGCAAGUUGCUGGGCAGUGGCUCCCGCUGGAUAAUGUGGCCCCUGCGAGGCUUCACAUUAGGAGUCAGCGGCUCAAACUUGUUACUGACCGUGCCGAGCUUAGGAAGGUAA
This is a messenger RNA of Xenopus tropicalis (tropical clawed frog), 2182 nucleotides long. Its product is annotated as extended synaptotagmin-3-like. Gene Ontology annotation, cellular component: membrane. The coding region runs from base 722 to 2182 and encodes 486 amino acids. Gene Ontology annotation, molecular function: lipid binding. Lineage: Eukaryota; Metazoa; Chordata; Amphibia; Anura; Pipidae. The transcript has 11 exons. The record is from RefSeq and is a predicted model, not a curated record.